AUGUAUCCUGUUUGUUGCUGCUGUUUAUUCGUCCUGCUCUUGUGCUGUUCUGGUUUAUUUAUGUGUUUUAUCUGUUUGUUGAUUCAGAUGUGGCCCAUACAUUCAGAGAUCUCCAACUGCGUCAUCAAACGUGAGGAGGAGAGAUGCUUGGAGCGAAUUGCCCUGCACGACCCUAAAGAUGACGAAGAGUUUGAGUGUCCGUGGGAGUGGGACAAUCUGACCUGCUGGCAGGCGGCCAGUGUCGGCAAGGUCGUGGAGGUCAACUGUCCCGAGCUCUUCGAGUUCAUGAGUCCAGAGGAAGGGCUCGGCAAGAUCAGCAGAAACUGUACGGAGUUCGGUUGGUCUGAACCGUAUCCACACUAUGUUGAUGCCUGUAUGACUGGUGACAACACAACCAAACCUGACAUGUACUAUGCAUCGGUGAAAGCUCUCUAUACGGUGGGCUACAGCACGUCUCUGGUGUCUCUGACCACAGCUAUGGUCAUUCUGUGCCGCUUCCGGAAGCUUCACUGCACCAGGAACUUCAUCCACAUGAACCUGUUUGUGUCCUUCAUGCUGAGAGCCAUCUCUGUGUUCAUUAAAGACGGGGUCCUGUAUGCUGAGGAGGACAGCGACCACUGCUUCGUUCAUACUGUGGGGUGUAAGGCGGUGAUGGUCUUCUUCCAUUACUGUGUGAUGUCAAACUACUUCUGGCUCUUCAUCGAAGGUCUCUAUCUCUUCACGCUUCUGGUGGAAACCUUCUUUCCUGAGAGACGCUACUUCUACUGGUACACCAUCAUCGGCUGGGGAACGCCCACCAUUUGUGUGACCAUAUGGGCCGUUCUGCGCCUUCAUUUUGAUGACUCUGGUUGCUGGGACAUGAAUGAUAAUACUGCCCUCUGGUGGGUAAUCAAGGGACCCGUUGUGGCAUCAAUCAUGAUUAAUUUUGUCCUCUUCAUUGGAAUCAUCAUAAUCUUGGUGCAGAAGCUGCAGUCUCCAGACAUUGGCGGGAACGAGUCCAGCAUCUACCUCAGCUGUGCACAGAAAUGCUUCAGUGAGCCCACACAGGCCGCCCAGCAUUCGUGCAGGAUGUCAGAGCUUUCUACCAUCACGCUGCGUCUGGCGCGCUCCACCCUGCUCCUCAUCCCUCUGUUCGGAAUCCACUACACUGUUUUCGCCUUCUCCCCGGAGGAUUUCAGCAAGCGGGAGCGACUGGUCUUUGAGCUGGGCCUGGGCUCCUUCCAGGGGUUUGUGGUUGCCGUGUUGUACUGCUUUCUGAAUGGAGAGUUUCUCCCUAAAGGUGCAGUCGGAGAUAAAGAGGAAAUGGAGGAGUUGGACGGUGAACAGGUACUUUGCUGUGGACCUGAAGCAGCAGCGUCACCCUUCGCUAGCGAGCAGUGGGGUGAACGGGGGGACACAGCUGUCCAUCCUCAGCAAGAGCAGCUCACAGAUACGCAUGUCCAGCCCUCUGGCCGAGACGGUCAACCUCAACCUGCCCACCUGAGCGCCUGAUUGGCCAGUCCGCUCAUAAGCCCCGCCCUCCAACUCACCCUCUUCACCUGCAGUAGGGCCGACCAAUCACAAUUAGAGAAGAACUAGACCAGCCUAUGAACUAGUAAUAAUUAAUGAAAUCUCUGGAUAGUAUUUAAAGAUUCCAAACAAGAUCCAGAAUGUGUCACCCAUUAUCUGUUAGAAGCGAUUCGUCCAGGGAAAUAUUUAUAGUGCCAAAACUGUUUCGAGCUUAAAAGUUGCAAUUCAGGUUAGGAAGCUUUUUAACCAUAACGCAACUUUUUGAAGGCGUUCUAAUUAAUCUAAUAAGUAAAUAACAAUACAAGCAUAAAAGAAUGUAAUUUUAAUCAAUAAUAAUGCAGAACAGGGGCUGUAUGAUUCACACCGCAAUGCCAAAAUGAGAUCGCGGCGGAAAUUAGAGUGAAUUUUCAUAUCGCAUUUUGAGCCAUAGAGAAUGUGAACGGUUUGUGGUUAGAAUGUAGUCAGAGAAACAUCAAUCCAUCCAACAUCACGUUGCUUUCUAGUUUAAGUGUAAAUCAGAUAUCUACGGAGCCCCGCACAUGGCAUGCA
Molecule: messenger RNA, 2058 nt
Organism: Sinocyclocheilus grahami
Lineage: Eukaryota; Metazoa; Chordata; Actinopteri; Cypriniformes; Cyprinidae
Gene: adcyap1r1a
Product: adenylate cyclase activating polypeptide 1a (pituitary) receptor type I
Exons: 13
Coding region: 1-1491 (496 amino acids)
Biological process (GO): adenylate cyclase-modulating G protein-coupled receptor signaling pathway; cell surface receptor signaling pathway
Cellular component (GO): plasma membrane
Molecular function (GO): G protein-coupled peptide receptor activity; vasoactive intestinal polypeptide receptor activity; peptide hormone binding
Source: RefSeq, a predicted model, not a curated record